CCUCAUUCUGCCAAAUUCGCUCUCUCUACUUCCUCUCUCUACCUUGCUCUUUGCUGCUCUCAAGUGCUUUUCUUAGCCCUUCGGUCAUCUCUCUCGGCCAGACCCUCGACCAUGGAGUGGGACUCCAUGGCCUUGAUCAUGUAUGUCCUCAACUUUAUGGACAGUGGUCGCAAGGCUAGCGAGCUGGAGCCCAUUGCGGGGCGGGAAGUCCCCUCGCCGAAUGCCGACGGAGAGGAGGCGGAUGAGGAGGAAGAUGAAGGUGCGGAAGAUGAUGAAGGCGCAGAGGGCGAGGAAGAAGAAGGCGAGGGACAGGUUUAUGGUGAGAGGCGCCUCCCCGAGCCGCAGGGGACGCCCGAGGGUGCGGUGCGAAGCGAGGAAGAGUGACGGAGCGCCUUCACUACUCAUCCACCAGUUAUUUGUUGUUUUCAAUUUCCUUAUCCUUCGAUGUAACCUGUGAGCCUUUGCUUCCAAUGAAAUUUCAAUAUUUCC
This is a messenger RNA of Linum trigynum, 489 nucleotides long. The record is from the annotation of a GenBank genome assembly. Lineage: Eukaryota; Viridiplantae; Streptophyta; Magnoliopsida; Malpighiales; Linaceae.